Molecule: messenger RNA, 234 nt
Organism: Amoebophrya sp. A25
Lineage: Eukaryota; Dinophyceae; Syndiniales; Amoebophryaceae
Source: the annotation of a GenBank genome assembly
CGUUGCUUUUGCUGCUCACGUUUUGGUCGAUUCGUUUCUUGGCCUGGUUGCAGGAUUGGGCAGCGGCCAGACAGCGAGGUCGGAAGCAACUGCAGAAGGCUUUCGGAGUAGUGCAAAAACGCGACCAAAAGUUGAUUGCCACUGUCCGCGCUGUGCUUGACGCAGCAGCAUCAAACGGCGCUUCUUCUGGGGGUGCUAGGAAGCCGAUCAUAUUGGAACUGACGAAAGAGGAGC